This is a messenger RNA of Hermetia illucens (black soldier fly), 2084 nucleotides long. Its product is annotated as protein escargot-like. The record is from RefSeq and is a predicted model, not a curated record. Gene Ontology annotation, biological process: regulation of DNA-templated transcription. NCBI's taxonomy places the organism in Eukaryota, Metazoa, Arthropoda, Insecta, Diptera, Stratiomyidae. The coding region runs from base 108 to 1517 and encodes 469 amino acids. The transcript is spliced from 2 exons. Gene Ontology annotation, molecular function: RNA polymerase II cis-regulatory region sequence-specific DNA binding; DNA-binding transcription factor activity, RNA polymerase II-specific.
UUGGUUGCGAGUCGGGAUUGGGGUGUAGUAGUUUUCAGUAAGUUGGUAAUCGCGAUCGUGUUCAGUAUUAUUUAUGAGUUAUUUUGCCGCAUGUUGAUUACGAGAUAAUGUCAGAAAAAAGUUAUAGCAACUGUCCAUUGAAAAAAAGACCGGUUCAGAUUGUAAGCCGCGAUGAAUUUGUUGGAUGCGAUGUCGAAGAUCGAGAUAUUCAGCCAAUCGAUUUGUCGGCUACUAACAAAUGUGAGUCUUUUGAUCCGGGAGAGGAAGCAGUUUACUUUCAUCGAUGGUCACCUCAACAGACGAGCCGCUCGACGCUUUCGUAUUCUCUGGCUAAAGAUUUCUUGGAGAGACCAGCAAACAAUCGGCAAUCAUUAAUACACCUACGAGAAAGUUCGAUUUCUCCACCUGCUGUUUCUAUAAAUACGUUUCCUUUGGAUUGUUCCUUGCCCCAGGACCAAUUCUAUCUUAAUCAUAACAAUAAUGUGGUGAGGAGCGAAAGCUCUGAAAAUGGUCAUAGACCGCUAAUCUCGCCUUCUUUAAGUCAUAUAUCCUUCAGUUCGGUACAUUCUGAUAACACAAACUCAAAUUCAGAACCAGAAGACCUGAGCGUAAACCAGGGAAGUAAUAUCGGACAUUCAAUCAAUUUUAGACGCAAUGCACACAAAAUUCAAAUGGACCGGAGUGGUAGUGUGAAUAAUCGCGAAGAUCGGUACUAUCAGUGCACGAACUGUAAAAAAUGUUACUCAACCGCGGCAGGAUUAGUUAAACAUGAACAAUGCCAUUUGAUGCCACAAGAUUUGAGUAAGGCAAAUUUUGAAGAAAAUGUAGGGAUAGUGCGGAGUGUUCAUUUCGAUGAUGUUAAGGGAAAUCAAGGCGUCAGGCCUCAUGGAGGACCACGCUAUCAAUGCCCAGACUGCGGAAAGUCGUAUUCAACUUAUUCGGGGUUGACGAAACAUCAGCAGUUUCAUUGUCCUGCUGCUGAGGGGAACCAAGUUAAAAAGUUUUUCAAUUGUAAAAAUUGCGAUAAAGUUUACGUAUCAUUGGGAGCUCUGAAAAUGCAUAUACGAACCCACACAUUACCGUGUAAGUGCCCACUAUGUGGAAAGGCAUUUUCCCGGCCGUGGCUUCUGCAGGGUCACAUUAGAACGCACACGGGCGAAAAACCCUUUAGUUGUCAACACUGUAAUAGAGCGUUUGCUGAUCGAUCUAACUUACGUGCUCACCUCCAGACUCAUUCAGAUGUUAAAAAGUAUUCUUGCUCCUCUUGUUCUAAAACUUUUUCGAGGAUGUCUCUCCUUGGAAAGCACUUGCAAAGUGGAUGUCCAGGUAAUUCUGUGAAUGAUCAAGCCAGUGGGACACAGAUCAAGUGUGACUAUGCUGGCGUUGAUCAGUCACUCUAUUAUGCGUCCACUGUGCCGGGAUCUUACACGAUAUUACAAAGUCCAGAGUAUCCAAUUCACCAGGAGUUUACAUCAGUGGAGAGUCACCGUUAUAAAGAGGAUAUUCACGCCUUUUAGAUACGAAAGGGAGACGUACUUGGAGCAUAUAUACUCAUACUCAUUUUCAAUUAAACGUGAAAAACAAAAGGAGUAAUUCAAAUAUAGCAGAUACUAAACAAAAUUGUACCCAAGAAAACUAUUUCGGAAAAGAAUUAUACCAAAAAUUUGUCUUUAUUUUCGUGCACAAUUUACUUUUAAUUUUUUAGACCAGGACUGUUUAUCGUUUUUAUUAAUUGCUUUCUUUUUUAAUAUUUAUUGUACGAUUUACUAUGUAAAUUUUCUUACUUAUGUAAAUAGCACUAUUUCGAAUCGAAUUGAUUUCAGUUUGGACGCAAGUUAAUUUUGUAUUUAUUUUAGUUUUAUUUCUAGUCAAUCUCGCGAUCUCGUUAAUUCAUUUAUUAAUUUAUUUAUCCACUAAUUUUAGAUGAGCAAUUUAAGCCUUCGUUCUUUUGUUACUUUCUGUAAUGAUAGGUAUUUAAUUUAUAAUCAUUGCUCGCGUGCCUUUCUGAAGUACAGUUUGCCUACACAAUCAUCUAGUUUCUUGAAGUCUUUGAUUUUUUAUUUCAGUAAACUGGAUUGUGAGUA